Molecule: messenger RNA, 4032 nt
Organism: Elephantulus edwardii (Cape elephant shrew)
Lineage: Eukaryota; Metazoa; Chordata; Mammalia; Macroscelidea; Macroscelididae
Gene: SBNO1
Product: strawberry notch homolog 1 (Drosophila)
Exons: 32
Biological process (GO): regulation of DNA-templated transcription
Cellular component (GO): nucleus
Molecular function (GO): chromatin DNA binding; histone binding
Source: RefSeq, a predicted model, not a curated record
AUGGUGGAACCAGGGCAAGAUUUACUGCUUGCAGCUUUGAGUGAGAGUGGCAUUAGUCCAAAUGACCUCUUUGAUAUUGAUGCAGGGGACUUGGGCCUCGCAACUCCAACCACGCCGACCCCUCCGAUUCAGCAGUCAGUGCCCCUUGGUGCGUUAGAACUAGGGUUGGAGGCUGAGGCCGCACUCCCUGUUAAACAGGAGCCACAGACGCUACCUACGCCGGCACUCUUAAAUGUUAGGCAACAGCCGCCAUCUACUACAACAUUUGUGCUGAAUCAAAUAAAUCAGCUUCCAACCUUGGGAUCGACAAUUGUUAUGACUAAAACACCACCUGUGACAACUAAUAGGCAAACCAUCACGUUGACGAAGUUUAUCCAGACCAGUGCAGCCACGCGCCCUUCGGUCUCUGUACCAGCAGUACGAAGCGCUGUGCCUGUUGCACCACCUAAAGACCAGGUCCAGCUGAAGGACUUACUGAAAAAUAACAGUCUCAAUGAACUCAUGAAACUGAAGCCACCUGCUAAUAUUGCUCAGCCAGUUGCAACAGCAGCUACUGAUGUAAGCAAUGGUACAGUAAAGAAGGAUUCUUCUAAUAAAGACGUGACGAGAAUAUGGAUCAACGACAUGAAAGUGAAUUUUUCCCCAACUGUGAAGGUCCCUGUUGUGAAAGAGGAAGAUGAACCAGAAGAAGAAGAUGAAGAAGAAAUGGGUCAUGCAGAAACCUAUGCAGAGUACAUGCCUAUAAAAUUAAAAAUUGGCCUGCGCCAUCCGGAUGCUGUGGUGGAAACUAGCUCUUUAUCCAGUGUUACCCCUCCUGAUGUCUGGUACCGAACGUCCAUUUCUGAGGAGACCAUUGACAGUGGUUGGUUGUCAGCAUUACAGCUUGAGGCAGUUACUUAUGCAGCCCAGCAACAUGAAACAUUCCUACCUAAUGGAGACCGAGCUGGCUUCUUAAUAGGGGACGGUGCGGGUGUGGGGAAAGGCAGGACGAUCGCGGGCGUCAUUUACGAGAACUACCUGCUCGGUAGGAAGAGAGCGCUCUGGUUCAGUGUUUCAAAUGAUUUAAAGUAUGAUGCUGAAAGAGACUUGAGGGAUAUUGGCGCCAAAAAUAUUUUGGUUCAUUCGUUGAAUAAGUUUAAAUAUGGAAAGAUCUCCUCCAAGCAUAAUGGCAGUGUGAAAAAGGGCGUUAUUUUUGCCACCUAUUCUUCGCUUAUUGGAGAAAGUCAGUCCGGCGGCAAGUACAAGACCAGGUUAAAACAGCUUCUGCACUGGUGUGGCGAUGAUUUCGACGGAGUGAUUGUGUUCGAUGAAUGUCACAAAGCGAAGAAUCUGUGCCCUGUCGGCUCUUCAAAGCCAACCAAGACAGGCUUAGCAGUUCUCGAGCUUCAGAACAAAUUGCCAAAAGCCAGAGUUGUUUAUGCAAGUGCCACUGGUGCGUCCGAGCCACGCAACAUGGCCUACAUGAACCGUCUCGGGAUAUGGGGCGAGGGCACGCCGUUUAGAGAGUUCAGUGAUUUCAUUCAAGCCGUCGAGCGAAGAGGUGUUGGUGCCAUGGAGAUAGUUGCUAUGGAUAUGAAGCUUAGAGGGAUGUACAUUGCCCGACAGCUGAGCUUUACUGGAGUGACCUUCAAAAUUGAAGAAGUUCUUCUUUCUCAGAACUAUGUAAAGAUGUAUAACAAAGCAGUCAAGCUGUGGGUGAUUGCCAGAGAGAGGUUUCAGCAAGCGGCAGAGCUCAUUGAGGCUGAACAGCGGAUGAAGAAGUCCAUGUGGGGCCAGUUCUGGUCUGCACACCAGAGGUUUUUCAAAUACCUGUGCAUAGCCUCCAAAGUGAAGAGAGUUGUGCAGCUUGCUCGAGAAGAAAUCAAGAAUGGAAAAUGUGUUGUCAUUGGCCUGCAGUCCACAGGAGAAGCAAGGACUUUAGAAGCCUUGGAAGAGGGUGGAGGAGAACUGAAUGAUUUUGUCUCAACUGCUAAAGGAGUGUUGCAAUCACUCAUCGAAAAGCACUUCCCUGCUCCAGACCGGAAAAAACUUUAUAGUUUGUUAGGAAUAGAUCUGACAGCUCCAAGUAACAACAGCUCUCCAAGGGACAGUCCUUGUAAAGAAAAUAAAAUAAAAAAGCGGAAAGGUGAAGAAUUAACUCGUGAAGCCAAGAAAGCCCGGAAAGUGGGUGGCCUUACGGGAAGCAGUUCUGAUGACAGUGGCAGUGAGUCUGACGCCUCUGAGAAUGAAGAAAGUGACUACGAGAGCUCAAAAAACAUGAGCUCUGGAGAUGACGACGACUUCAACCCGUUCAGAGACGAGUCCAGUGAGGACGACGAGGAUGAUCCCUGGUUAAUCAGAAAAGACCACAAGAAGAGCAGAGAGAGAAAAAAGAAGAGGAGCAUCGACCCGGAUUCUAUUCAAAGUGCCUUAUUAGCAUCAGGUCUUGGAUCCAAGCGGCCUAGUUUCUCAUCAACGCCGGUCAUCUCGCCUGCUCCUAACAGUGCACCAGCAAAUGCUUAAACUAACAGCAACAGUAGCCUUAUAACAAGUCAGGACGCGGUGGAGCGGGCCCAGCAGAUGAAGAAAGACCUGCUUGAUAAACUUGAAAAGUUAGCCGAAGACCUCCCGCCUAAUACGCUUGAUGAACUCAUCGAUGAGCUCGGGGGGCCUGAGAAUGUUGCUGAGAUGACUGGCCGCAAGGGCAGGGUCGUGAGCAAUGACGACGGAAGCAUAUCCUACGAGUCAAGAUCGGAACUUGAUGUGCCUGUGGAGAUACUAAACAUCACAGAAAAACAGAGAUUUAUGGAUGGAGAUAAGAAUAUUGCCAUCAUCUCUGAAGCUGCCAGCUCAGGUAUUUCAUUGCAAGCAGAUCGGAGAGCUAAAAAUCAACGAAGAAGAGUUCAUAUGACUUUGGAAUUACCCUGGAGCGCUGACCGGGCAAUCCAACAAUUUGGUCGGACUCAUAGAUCCAAUCAAGUUACUGCUCCUGAAUAUGUCUUCCUGAUUUCCGAGUUGGCCGGAGAGCAGAGAUUUGCCUCAAUCGUUGCUAAGAGACUGGAGAGUUUGGGGGCACUUACGCACGGGGACCGGAGAGCGACUGAGUCCCGUGAUCUGAGCAGGUUCAACUUUGACAAUAAGUAUGGGAGAAACGCCUUGGAGAUCGUCAUGAAAUCGAUUGUAAACCUAGACUCUCCUCUGGUCUCGCCACCUCCUGAGUACCCCGGGGAGUUCUUUAAAGAUGUUCGACAGGGAUUGAUCGGUGUAGGCCUGAUCAAUGUAGAAGAUCGCUCAGGAAUUCUUACUCUUGACAAAGGUGUUCAUGCACAGGUUGAGGUGAGGAAAAGUGAUGUAAAGAAGUUUCUGACUCCUGGAUAUUCAACCUCUGGACAUGUAGAGCUGUACACGAUUAGUGUGGAGCGGGGCAUGUCUUGGGAGGAAGCAACCAAGAUGUGGGCCGAGAUGACAGGACCGGACGAUGGUUUCUACUUGUCACUACAGAUAAGGAACAACAAGAAAACUGCCAUCUUGGUUAAAGAAGUGAACCCUAAAAAGAAGCUUUUCUUAGUUUAUAGACCAAAUACUGGGAAACAGCUAAAACUAGAAAUUUACUCUGAUCUUAAAAAGAAAUACAAAAAGGUGGUCUCUGAGGACGCUCGGGCGCACUGGUUAGAGCAGUACAACUCGUCUGCAGAUACCUGUACCCAUGCUUACUGGCGUGGCAAUUGCAAAAAAGCAAGCCUGGGAUUAGUUUGUGAAAUAGGUCUUCGCUGCCGCACAUACUAUGUACUAUGUGGCUCUGUCUUGAGCGUGUGGACAAAAGUUGAGGGUGUCCUAGCAUCGGUCAGUGGCACAAACGUGAAAAUGCAGAUAGUGCGGCUGAGAACGGAGGACGGACAGCGGAUCGUGGGUUUGAUCAUUCCGGCCAAUUGUGUGUCCCCGCUCAUAAACCUCCUGUCGACUUCAGACCAGUCUCAGCAGCUUGCGGUCCAGAGGAAGCAGCUGUGGCAGCAGCACCACCCGCAGAGCUUCACCAACCUGAGCAACGCUUAG